AUGGAGCGCUUCAUGAUCAUAAGGCACAUUCGGUUGGACCGAUCCCACUUCUCAAUUUUUACCUCAUUAGAGGUUUAUGGAGUGGAAAUGGGUCGUUCCGUCCUUAAUGCCAAGUCCAAAUCCAUACAGCCAAGAACAAUUUCUACGGCUUCCUUCCAGACCUUAAAAUUUGUCCCAUUCAGCAUUGGGAUAGAAUUCACUUGGGCAGUAACAUUUGCAGCACUGCAACCUUCAAUGUUGCUUCAAGAAGUUGGUGUUGUUGUGUCAGUGUUACUUGGUUUUGCACCUCCUUCCACCUUUUUUGCUGCCAGCUCAUCCAAGGUUCUUGAAAUCAUUCAUGAUGUUUUGUUUUUGCUGGAAGUUAAUGGAAUCAACGCUCAUGGAAAAAUUGUCCAGGAUAAUCCAAUGUUCGGAAAUUCAUUUUGGAGUACAAAUUUAGAUAAAGUUGCCAUUGAAUUUCCAGAUGAAACUGAUGUUUCUGUGGUUUCUUUGGAUGAGCAACUGGAAGACUGGACUGACAAAGAAAUUAGUGAUUUUUCAUCUUUGAUAGGUGGGUCAUAUGCUCCUGAUGCCCUUGAGCCAUUAAAUGGAGUGCUUACCAUUCCAUUGACAAAUGGUGCCUCAGUGAAUCUCCAUAUGUCAAAGAAAGCAGAAAGGAAGUUUAUCGUAGGUCUUAUGUCUCUCACACAUAAUGUCCAAAGCGCAAUUCAAAUGCAUGGCAAUUUAUCACAGAGUGCAAAGGGUCCUGCUGAGUUGUUAACAGGAUGCUUUAAUGGCUUUAAGGGAUGCAAAUCCAGAGGUAUUAAACUUUGUGGGCCACUUGCUGCAACAGGAAUGAUUGCUGCAUGGACCUCUAAAUGCCUUCCUAAUUAUCAAAGAGAGAAGUAUGAUGCAUGGACCUCUAGUCAUAGUGAGCAGGUUAUUAUUCGAGCUCCAUUCUGGGUUAGUUACCCAGAAAUGGCAAGGUUGGCUCAUGCAUCACCUGUGAUCCUUCCAACCUUAAUAUUUCGUAAUUUUCUAAGGUGUUGUGAUGCUGUUGCUGCAAGAUAUCCAGACUCUUUAUGA
Glycine soja is the source of this 1065-nucleotide messenger RNA. RefSeq lists its product as uncharacterized. The record is from RefSeq and is a predicted model, not a curated record. Bases 1 to 1065 code for a protein of 354 amino acids. Lineage: Eukaryota; Viridiplantae; Streptophyta; Magnoliopsida; Fabales; Fabaceae. Gene Ontology annotation, cellular component: endomembrane system. The transcript is spliced from 9 exons.